This is a messenger RNA of Dendrobium catenatum, 1852 nucleotides long. Its product is annotated as beta-glucosidase 22. Lineage: Eukaryota; Viridiplantae; Streptophyta; Magnoliopsida; Asparagales; Orchidaceae. Gene Ontology annotation, biological process: carbohydrate metabolic process. The record is from RefSeq and is a predicted model, not a curated record. Gene Ontology annotation, molecular function: beta-glucosidase activity. The transcript is spliced from 13 exons. Bases 51 to 1604 code for a protein of 517 amino acids.
GAGCUAAACCUCAGUAGUAUUCGCACUACAAAGAAGACUCCAAGCUGAGAAUGUCUCUUAUAAUACUGUUGAUGCAACUAGCCGUUGCUUUGGCCUGGAAGAACCUUUUGGUUCAUAGUGAAACCCUCCUCGCAUACACCAGAGAUGACUUCCCUUCAGACUUCGUCUUCGGCGCAGGAACCUCUGCUUUCCAGUAUGAGGGGGCGCUGGCGGAGGAUGGACGGACUCCGAGCAUCUGGGAUUAUUCAAUAUAUGAAGGGCAGAAUACUGAAGUCGCUACGCCAGAUAUUGCUUCUGAUGGUUAUCACAAAUACAAGGAGGAUAUUGAGCUCAUGAGUUUUACAGGCCUGGAAGGAUACAGAUUCUCCAUCUCUUGGUCCAGACUACUCUCUAGUGGGAGAGGAGCAGUUAAUCAAAAAGGUUUGGAAUAUUACAACAAUGUUAUCAAUGAGCUCGUUAAACAUGGAAUUCAGCCGCAUGUAUCACUCCAUCAUUUGGAUCUUCCUCAAGUUCUUCAAGAUGAGUACGGAGGUUGGCUAAGCCCAAGAAUAAUUGACGAUUUCAAAGGAUUUGCUAACGUUUGCUUCAGAGAAUUUGGUGAUCGAGUCUUCCAUUGGACCACCAUGGCUGAGCCCAACAUCAAUGCUAUUGCCUCCUUUGACAAUGGUGAAUUUCCUCCUCAUCGAUGCUCAUAUCCCUUUGGGUACAAUUGCAGGGAAGGCAAUUCUGCCGUUGAGCCAUAUGCAGCUGCCCACAAUAUGUUAUUGGCUCAUGCCGCAGUUGUCAAGUUAUACCGAACAAGAUAUCAACCUAUACAAAAAGGAAAGAUUGGCAUCAACUUGUACGCAACGUGGUUCUCUCCAUUGACAAACUCCAUAAAAGAUUCGAUGGCAUCCAAAAGAGCAAUGGAUUUCACAAUAGGAUGGUUUAUGAGCCCGCUGAUCUUUGGGGAUUACCCUGAGAUCAUGAGGAAAAAUGCAGGCUCAAGGCUCCCAACUUUCAGUGAAAUUGAAUCUCAAGAAGUGAGGAGUGCUUUUGACUUCAUUGGUAUCAAUUAUUACUUCGCAUCAUUUGUGGUUGAUAACUCGGAUCAUCCCAAGACAGGUUUCCGGGAUGCUAAUGCUGACAUGUUUGUCAAAUUCACAGGUUCAAAGGAUGAGCCACCAAUAGAUCAGUUUAUUCCACCAGGUUACAUACCGAAUAAGCCUACAGGUCUGCUGAAAAUGCUCAAAUAUCUCAAAGAUUCCUAUGGAAAUCCCCCCAUCUACAUUCAAGAGAAUGGUUGUGGCCUGGGUGUCAAAGACGUGCUCAAUGACACUGAUAGGAUAUCCUUUCUAAGUGGUUAUAUUGGAAGCACACUUGAGGCUAUCAGGAAUGGAUCAGAUGUGAGGGGCUACUCUGUCUGGUCAUUUCUUGAUAUUUUUGAGCUACUGGAUGGCUACAAAAGCAGUUUUGGGCUCUAUCAUGUAAACUUUAAGGACAAUGAGCGUCAGAGAGUGCCAAAGCUCUCUGCUUAUUGGUAUUCAAACUUUCUCAAACAUGGUAGUGUGAUCAAGAUAGAGAAGACACAAGGAGAUCAGGAAGAAUAUCAUGCCAUGCAAUAAUCUGGUCUCGUAUGUCCAAUUUAACAUUUCUGAAAUAAAUCACUCAUGAAAGUAAUGGAUUUCUUUAAGAUUGUUGCUAAGGUUAAGUAGAGAAAUGUCAAGAAAAUGUGUCAUAACAUCAUUGUAAAAGAAGAAUGUGGUGAGAGAUCAUACAUUGGAAAGUGUUUCCUUUUCCACAGUAGAAUUCAUUAACUUAAAAUCUACAGAAAUUUUUCAGAACAGUUUGCAAAUAGAUGGUACAUUUCAGU